Molecule: messenger RNA, 2625 nt
Organism: Clavispora lusitaniae ATCC 42720
Lineage: Eukaryota; Fungi; Ascomycota; Pichiomycetes; Serinales; Metschnikowiaceae
Product: Bacterial alpha-L-rhamnosidase family protein
Biological process (GO): carbohydrate metabolic process
Molecular function (GO): protein binding
Source: RefSeq, a predicted model, not a curated record
AUGAAGGUGGAAAACAUCCGUUUGGAUUUGACGCUUCCAGGCCCACUUCAGGGCACUUUGAACACCACACGCCCUUCUGUGUCGUGGAAAACCGUUGGCGACGAGAAAAACUGGUUCCAGCAUGGAUACCAGAUCAGAGUUCGCUACAACAACGAGAACUGGACUGAAUACGAGGAGCAAAUGUCAGAACGGUCAACUUUUGUCUCUUGGCCCGGGCGGGACUUGCGUUCACGUGAGAGCUUUGAGGUUUCUGUCCGGGUGAAAGGUCCGGCCGGCUUUUCUGACUGGAGCGCUCCAGUUUUGGGCCAGGUGGGCUUUUUGGCGGGCCAGGAGAAGUGGCCGGCCGCUUUUAUUGCAGCAAAAAACCAGCCUCGGGCCGAAGGACCAACGGCGCCGGAAACCUUGUUCCGCAAGACGUUUUCCGUUCUGAAAAAAGUCGUCUCGGCCACAGUCUGGAGCACGGCGUUGGGCAUCUACGAGUUGGAGAUCAACGGCAAGAAAGUGGGGCUGGACUACUUGAGCCCCGGCUGGACCACGUACGAAAAAAGAUUGUUGCACCAGACCUACGACGUGACGGCUUUGAUCGACGAAAACGUCCAGGAAAACGUCAUUGGAGCCAGAGUCGGCGCAGGCUGGUACAGCGGCAAGUUUGGCUUUGACGGCGGGCUCACCAACAUCUACGGAGAAAAACGGGCCAUCAGCGCCGUGCUCCGCCUUGUGUUUGAGGACAAUUCGUCUGUUGAAAUUGUUUCAGACAAUUCCUGGCAGUCUUCGCCUGGUCCGAUCGUGGCGGCGGGCCUUUACGACGGAGAAUCGUACGAUGCUAAUCGGGAAAUUCCAGGCUGGUCAUUGGCGGCGGAAAAUGGCCUGGGCAGCUGGGCCGGAGUGGACGUUGUUCCAUUCGAAACGUCUCGCAUCGAGCCCCAGACUUUCCCCCACGUCACUGUGCAAAGAAAGAUCUCUCCAAAGCAGAUCUUCACCACGCCCAAGGGAAAAACCGUGGUUGAUUUUGGCGAGAACAUUGUCGGGUUUGUUGAGUUCCAAAACGCCACGGCUCCAAAAGGCUACCAGAUCCAGUUCAAGCAUGCUGAAGUUAUGGAGCAUGGAGAGUUGGGCACCAGACCGUUGCGCGAGGCCAAAGCUACAGACACAUACACAUUCAAGGGAGAAAAAUCGGGCGAGCUGUAUGCUCCACGCUUUACUUUCCACGGCUUCCGCUACUGCCAAGUGGAAGAUGUUUCGAAAGCACUUUCGCUUGAGGAUUUGCGUGCGGUGGUGAUCUCGACCAACAUGGCGCAGACCGGCGAGUUUUCCUGUGACAACAACCUUCUCAACCAGUUGCACGACAAUGUGAUUCGAAGCACAAGAGGCAACUUCAUCACUUUGCCCACAGACUGCCCUCAAAGAGACGAGAGAAUGGGCUGGACUGGCGACAUUGCGCUUUUCGGCCAGACGGCCGCGUUCCUCUUUGACUGUUCGUCCAUGCUCAGCAGCUGGUUGAAAGAUCUCUGGUGCGAGCAGGAACUCAAGGCAGACUCCAAGUUCCCGUAUGCGCCGCCUGUUACUGUGCCCAAUGUGAUCAAGUACAUGAAGCAUUUCUGGGACGACCAGAUCAGUGCCAUCUGGCAAGACUGCGCAGUUUUCUUGCCCAAAAAAUUGUACGACCUGAUCGGGGCUACAUUCGUCUUGGCUGACCAGUACGAGAGUAUGGAAAAGUGGAUCGAGUGCAUCCCAAAAAUUCCCGGAAAGGUUCGCUGGAACAAGGACAAAGUGCCUCACCAGCUUGGCGACUGGUUGGAUCCCGAAGCGCCUCCAGAAAAUCCGUUCCAGGCCUUGACCCUGGCCUAUCUCGUGGCAGAUGCGUUUUUGUACCAGGUGCUUUGCUACAUGACCGAGAUCAGUGCCCAAGUGGCGCCGCAGAACAAGGAAAAGUACGCUGCCAUGGCCGCACAGUGCAAAUCUGACUUCCACGACGCAUACAUUGAGAGCUCGGGCCAGUUGCUGAGUGAUUCGCAGACCGCAUACGCUCUUGUCAUUUGUUUCGGCCUCUACAAGACUUCGGAGCAGGUGGAGUACGGAGGAAAGCGUUUGGCGGCGAUUGUGGAAAAGAAUGGAUUCAAAAUCGGCACGGGUUUUGCCGGAACUCCGUUUGUCGCCAAAGCUUUGGCUACCACCGGCCACUUGGCUUCUGCCUACUCCAUGCUCUUGCAAAAAGAGUGCCCUUCGUGGUUGUAUCCUGUGAGCAUGGGCGCCACUACCAUUUGGGAAAGAUGGGACAGCAUGAAGCCAGACGGAAGCAUCAACCCGGGCGAAAUGACGUCCUUCAACCAUUAUGCUUUGGGAGCCGUGGCAUCGACGAUGCACGAAGUCAUAGGCGGGCUCGAGCUUGUGUCUCCGGGCUAUAAAGAGUUCAAAGUGAAGCCGCAGGUGGGCGGAGACUUGAAAAGAUGCCGUGUCUCGCACGAAUGUCCAUACGGCACCAUCGUGUCGAGCUGGAAAAUUGAAGACGGCAAGUUUUCGUUGGAUGUGACGGUGCCUUUGAACACGAGGGCCACAAUUGAGUUGCCCGAUGGCACACAGUCUGAGACUGGUUCGGGUGUCUACAGCUUUGAGUGCAAAGCUUAA